Molecule: messenger RNA, 1388 nt
Organism: Atta colombica
Lineage: Eukaryota; Metazoa; Arthropoda; Insecta; Hymenoptera; Formicidae
Product: UPF0415 protein C7orf25 homolog
Exons: 4
Coding region: 152-1363 (403 amino acids)
Source: RefSeq, a predicted model, not a curated record
AGAUUACUCCAUGGACUACUCCAACUUCCAACUACUCCGUGGUCUUCGAAUUCCGAGUGCUCCGACGCUCUGAUCGUCGUGAAACAGGUUCGAUUUUGUUGAUUUUGAUGGUACGGUUAACCGUUCACGAGUUCAUCAGUUCAUCACGACGAUGGAAGACGAAAUAGAUGACGAGUUGCUUCAGUGUCUCGAGGAGAAAAUCGCCAGUGGCCACAGCAUGGUCGAGAGGUUGAAACUUAUGGACAAGAUCGACGGGAUUGAUAAACUGAUACGGAAGAUUCAGCAAGAGAUAAAAUUUUUGGAGAAGGUACAAUGUACAGGAAAUUUAAAGAAGAAACAUCUCCAGAGCUCGAAUCUGACUCAUCUCGAUGCUAUGGUGGCUCGACUAUCAUGUGCAAAGGAUCCCAUCAGCGUAAUGAGACCCUUCAAAUAUCAAAAAUCACGUCUGGAGAUUGAUAUAGUAUGUAAUAGUGGCGCUUCGUGGGUGAAGAUUAUAGCAAGAAACGCUAGAGCAUUAACUCUGAUAUCUCUCGGCAAUGGAGAAUACGGACAGAAAUCUGUUUUGGACCAAGCCAAUUCGUACCUUGUAUGUAGCAAGUGUCAUCUCCAUCACUAUAGACCUCCAGAUGUGAUAUUUCAUUUUGCUUACGGCGUAGAGGUUCCACUGGCUUUGCAAUUAGAGCAAAUGGGCAUCACAGUGGAAGGAGAUAGAAUAGAUACAAACAAUGAAAACUUGAACAAACAAGAUGAACUGGAUUUGUCCAAAGGAUCUACAAGCGAUUCCGAAAAGGAUUUAAAUAUGGAUUUGCGAUCAUUAAAUACAUCUGUUCUAUCAACUCAGAACUCAGAAAUCAGACUCCUGAAUCUCGAUGUGUCGGCGCUUUUGGCUUACGUUACGAAUAUGGCUAAUGGAUAUAAUAAUUAUGUUUAUCGGGAGCCAUUACUUAUGCAACAAGCAGAAAUGGAAAGGAAACGUCCCAUAAAACCGAUUCUAGAAAAUUUGUUUCGGGACAAAGAACUUAUAAUCUGCCGGACAGCAUAUAAUAAUUUUAUGAAUAUUAUCGAUGUUAUCGGUGGUCCGAAUGAAACGCAGCGUGCUCAAGAAUUGUUAAAGAAAGUCCGAAUCGUUGACGAUGUCACUACUGGACGAAUUAUGGAACUUCGCUUAGGCGGUAAAAUUAAAGGUCGAUCGCGACUGAUUUUUGCAACGGGCGAAAGUAUGAAAAGUAUUACAGUUUCUGCUAAUGAAGGAUUUGUAAGAGCGGCGCGCAUGCAGGGCAUUGAGUGUACAGUUUUCUUACAUGAGCCACGAUCUCUAUCAGAAGUUAAAGAAAAUAAUGCAACACAUAUAGAGCAAUCUUGAUAUUAUUCCAAAUAUCUAGGCAAUC